Molecule: messenger RNA, 415 nt
Organism: Meloidogyne enterolobii
Lineage: Eukaryota; Metazoa; Nematoda; Chromadorea; Rhabditida; Meloidogynidae
Source: the annotation of a GenBank genome assembly
AUCAAAAUAAUUUCUCUUAAGAAUGACCGAAACAGACUCUUCGAAACUUCCAAAAAUGUCGGAAGCAAUGCAAACCGAAGUAGCCCAACGUGCUGGUUUAAAGCAUGUUGAGACUUUAGAGAAGAACGUUUUGCCAACAAAACAAGAUUUGCAAGAAGAACGUAAUCGUGAAGAUUUGAAGAAAGGAAUUGAAGAUUUUGAUAAAAAUUCGAGUCUGCGACAUGUUGAGGCUGAGGAAAAGAAUGUGUUGCCUACAACACAAGACAUAAUAUCCGAGAAAACACCAAAAAUGGCUGCUGAAUUUGACAAAACUGGGUUAAAACAUGUUGAGCCAAUUGUAAAGACUGGGGUGGAAGGUAGAAAAAAUUUUGGAAGAUUUGAAAAAUAUUUUUUAUUUUUAGUAAUUGAUGAAUAA